AUGGGAAAUAUUUGUUCAAAUGUAUCAAAAAAGGAAUUGAAAUUCAAGCCAAUAAUCGAUGAAGAUUUAUGUGAUGAUAAGGAAAGCGAAAAGUUGUAAUUAAUGCCUUUGAUUGGCAAUUUUAAUAACAUUCAAGAAUAAGAAUUUACAUUUACAAAUCCUUUAUCCUCUAGAAAGUUAAGAUCAAAAUGUUAAGUAUUAUCACUAAAAUAAAAUGAAUUCAUGUACAUCUUUGAUGGAGAAAUUCUUAAAAUGUAAAAUGAUUAAUUAUUAGGAAGAGAUUAAGUUGAAUAAUUUUCUUAAAAACCUGAAUUUUUUAAUAAUUUAGAAUAAAUUAAAUAUUUUUAAUAGAUAGAAGAUUAUGGAUCAAAUUAACAAAAAUAUUAUAAGUUGGAUUCAUAUUGGAAAGGAGAAAAACUAAUUGAAGUUGGUGGAUUCUACUCUAAGAAUGGGUUAAAAUAGGGUUUGUGGAAAGAAACAUUCAAAAAUUUUACGAUGUAAUUCAAAUUAUAAAUUAAUUUUAAAUAAAUAGAAAAACUUAAGUUUAUUUCUUAGGUGAAUAUCUUAAUAAUAAAAAAAUAGGAAAAUGGAGAUAUAUCUAUAAGAAUAAGAAGAUGUAAAAUAUAAAUAAAUUAGAAGUGGUGGUGGAUUUUACAAUUAAUUUGGCUAAGCAAGUGGUAAAUGGAUUGAAUUGAGUGAUAGAUUUUGUGAGUAUUUAUAUUUCAUCAUUAAUCAUUAGAGAGAGUUAGAUAUUGUAUUAAGGUUAUUAUAAUAAUGGAUAAAAAGUCAGUAAAUGGAGUAUUUUGUUUAGAAAUGAAUUUGAGGUAUAAUUUAAAGAAGUGUAAAAAAUUUUUAAAUUAAAAUAUUAGUGGAGGUGGAUUGUAUGAUUAUAGAUCACAAUAAACUUGCAUUAAAAUUGGUGAAUGGAUGGAAUUAAAUGAUGAAUUUAACAGUAGUUCGUAAGUCUUUUAUUGUGGUGAUUAUAAAAAUGGUAUAAAAAUUGAUAGAUGGGAUAUUUAUUUGAAUAAAGAUAAAAAUCAUUAAUUAAUGUAUAAAAUUAUGAUGUUAAUCUAUUUUAAGUGGUGGUGGAUAAUAUAAAUAUUUCGAUAAAAAUUCUUCGAUCAAAGAUGGUAAAUGGGUUGAAUUGUGUGACGGAUUUUGGUACCAAUCUUAAAUAACUUGUUGUGGUGUUUAUAAUAAUGGUAAAAAAGUUGGUAAGUGGAAUACUUAUUGGAGAUAAGGCGAAAGCAAUAAAAAAAUGUAUAAAUUUAUAAAUUAAAUAUUGUAUAAACCAAAUUUUAGUGGAGGUGGAUCAUAUGAUGAUUUGGCAAAGGGAAUUUCAAUGAAAAUUGGCAAAUGGAUUGAGUUAAGUGAUGGUUUUGAUAGUAAGGCGUAAGUUAUUUUUGUUGGUGUCUAUAAUUAAGGGAAAAAAUCUGGUAUAUGGGAUAUAUAUUGGAAAUAAAAUGGAAAGAAUGAAUAUAAAUAUAUGUAAUUGGUCUUCAUAAUAGUUAUCUAAUCUAUUAAUUAGUGGUGGUGGAUAAUAUCAUAAAUACAAAGAGAAUUCAGUUAAGGUUGGUAAAUGGAUUGAA
This is a messenger RNA of Paramecium sonneborni, 1589 nucleotides long. Lineage: Eukaryota; Ciliophora; Oligohymenophorea; Peniculida; Parameciidae. The record is from the annotation of a GenBank genome assembly.